AUGACACGUAACCAUUUAAAAUUUUGUGUAUAAGUUAUUACAGUAAAAAAAUGAAAUUCUGUAUUAAAUGAAUAAUCAUAAUAUCGAACAACUUCACCUUUUACCCCGGAACGAAGGAAAAAUAAAAUCGUAUGCUUCCUGUGCAGACGUUCGAGCAUGGAGUCAUGAUAUACGCGUCCGUAACGCAUUCCUCAGGGAUUGGAUGAAAACUGAUAUGCCAAUUUGUGUUAUACCUGUACAUAUGGUAUCCAAAUUAUUAAGAAGUAUGACUUGGAGAAGCCGUGGGAAAGUUACACCUCAAUGCCAUCCAGGAUGCAAAUCCAAAGUGGUUUUAGAAAGUAUAUGCAGUUCUUGUCACGCUGUGAAAGAAUGCAUAAGAAAAGAAGAAUCUCUACAGAAGUAUUAUCAAGAAGAAGAAUUUGAAACAAGCCAUUGGCCAUGUGAAAAAUGUUUGGAAGCUUUAAAAAGCAUAAAAUUGUUUUGGAAAAUUAUUUUGGAAAAAGUAUUUGGUAUAGUAAUUCCUACUGAAGACGAUUUCAAAUCUAUUAGAUGCAGUAGCAUUCGGAGCUUAUCUAAAAACUGGGAAGAUGAAAUCAUAGAACAGACAGUUUUUUUAAGAAAGUUAAUUCCUUUAAGAAGAAAACACGAUAAUUACGAUAUGCAUACAUCCUUUGAUAAGGUUCGUGUGAAAUUAUAUAGUAAGGAUAUAUUAAUUGUAUCGCCAAAAAGUAGUGAACACAGCUUGAUAUGUUCAUACGAAAAUAAAUUUACUGAAACAGACAACGAUAGAGAUUUACUUAAAGGUGAUUCUCUAAAAAUAAAUAAAAGUGUUUACGGGAUUGUUGAUAAAACUGAUACAGGUUGUGAUAAUUGUUGCACAGAAUUAAAUGGCAAAGAAAAAGAUAAACUAUACACAAAUCAAGUAGAAUGCCUGCAUGAAAAACUACAAGCACAAAGCUCUGCAUUUCAGCAUUUACAGAAAGAAAAUGAGACGUUAAAGUUGGAACCACGACAUACAAACAGAAAUGGAAGAAAUCUAAACAUCUCAUCAUGUUGUCCCUUAAUAAAACACAAUUCACUAUCAGAUCUUCCUGUACCAUAUGAAUUUACAAUAUGUGAUGAAUAUAAUAACUGCAUUGCUUCCAAUUCUGAAAUGAUAAUUACUUUAAAGAAUUGUACAAAUGAGAAUUACAAAUAUAUAUCUUUACUUCAAGUUGUGCAUAAAACAAACGAUCCACGUUUUAAUGAUAAUGUUAAUUUGGAUUCGUCUCCCAGAAAUCUGGAUCCGAUGGAAUUACUCAAAAAAGUUAAACGCACGGUUGGAGAAAUAGUUCAAAGAGAAUUAUCUAUUGUAGAUGAAAACCAAAAAAGCGCAGAAGAAGCUGUUGUGGUUAAAGCUUCGUAUCACAAGAACAACCUUUGAAAUUACGCGAACGAAUGAAUUGUUUUAUUUUGUCAUGUUUCGUCAAUGCAUAAUUAUUGUGUAAGUUGUAUUCCGUAACUAUAAAUAAAGCCUUCAUACUAACUAACUAUUAUUGUCCAUUCAGGAGCUGACAAAAUUAGUCUUAUAAAUAAAGUAAAAACUUAAUCUUCUGCCGUAUUCCGAGCAUUACAUUACAUCUGAUUACUUCUGCCAUGUUCCAUCUCUUGUACAAUGCACUAGAGACAUUCACGACCCACCAAACAAUACCAAUAGUACAUUUAGACCUGUUUCAGUGUUUUCUCUAGUGUUGUAGAGGUGCUUCAUUGCAGCGGUACUUACUGUUAUGUCACUGCUUAGAUAUUUUUGUAAAAUUUCAAUGUUUGUGCUAACAAUGUUUUUGUUUA
Leptidea sinapis is the source of this 1827-nucleotide messenger RNA. RefSeq lists its product as uncharacterized. The transcript has 5 exons. The coding region runs from base 68 to 1423 and encodes 451 amino acids. The record is from RefSeq and is a predicted model, not a curated record. Lineage: Eukaryota; Metazoa; Arthropoda; Insecta; Lepidoptera; Pieridae.